ACUCAAGCAUUGACCACCGCUUGAAGCCAAGAUGAAGUCUUUCCUGGUAACAUUCGUCGUCUUAGCUGUCCUUUCCAAAGUUCUUUGCGAAGAUGCUAAAAAGAAAAAUGAAAAGCGUGGCAUCAUCGAUAGUGGAUAUGGAGGUGGAUUUGGUGGAGGACUAGGAGGAGGACAUGGGGGAGACUUUGGAGGCGGAAGCGGUGGACUUGGAGGUGGACAUGGAGGUGGUUUAGGGGGAGGAUUUGGGGGAGGAAUCGGAGGAGGAUUCGGUAGUGGAUUUGGAGGAGGCGCUGGUGGCGGAUUUGGAGGAGGAGCUGGUGGUGGAUUUGGAGGAGGAGCUGGUGGUGGAUUUGGAGGAGGAGCUGGUGGUGGAUUUGGAGGAGGAGCUGGAGCCGGAGGUGGAGCUACCGUCAGCACUGUAACCAACACAGUUAACGUACCAGUACCAGUUCCACAACCGUACACAGUCACUCGUACAGUUCCAGUUCCCGUACAAGUUCCAGUUCCAGUAGCAGUUCCACGACCAGUACAAGUACCUGUUCCAGUACCACAACCCGUUGUUGUACCACGCCCAGUACCAGUCACCGUAACCAGAACAGUCCAAGUUCCAGUACCAACACCAGUUCAAGUACCAGUCCAAGUUCCAGUUCAAGUACCUGUCCCACAACCAUACCCUGUUACUGUUCCACAACCAGUCCCAGUUAGAGUACCAAACACCGUUGUUGUACCAGUACCACAACCCAUUUUUGUUGGAGGAGGUGGUGGAGCCGGAGGCGGAGCUGGUGGUGGUUUCGGAGGUGGAGCCGGAGGUGGUUUUGGAGGUGGAUUUGGAGGUGGAUUCGGAGGUGGAUUCGGAGGUGGAUUCGGAGGAGGAUUAGGAGGUGGUUUAGGAGGAGGAUUAGGAGGUGGUCAUGGAGGAUUAGGAGCAGGACUUGGAGGUGGAUUAGGUGGAGGACAUGGAGGAUUAGGGGGUGGAUUCGGAGGUGGUUCCAUCGGGCAUGGAGGUGGAGCAUCCAGUUUUUCUUCCAUUUCCUUUGGAAAACAUUAA
Molecule: messenger RNA, 1048 nt
Organism: Onthophagus taurus
Lineage: Eukaryota; Metazoa; Arthropoda; Insecta; Coleoptera; Scarabaeidae
Source: RefSeq, a predicted model, not a curated record